Messenger RNA from Pocillopora verrucosa, 3739 nucleotides. RefSeq lists its product as uncharacterized. NCBI's taxonomy places the organism in Eukaryota, Metazoa, Cnidaria, Anthozoa, Scleractinia, Pocilloporidae. The record is from RefSeq and is a predicted model, not a curated record.
GGGAGUUAAGAAAGUCUCGUGGUUUCACAGUACACAGCUCAGAAGGUAGUAGGAAGUAUGGCUAAUCUUUGGAGAUUAUGGAGUUUUCUCUACGGAGUUAUCCUUUGGUCGUGUAUUUUACGUGCCUUUUUUGUGAGUGGUCGACUAAUAAGAAAAGGCGAAGCCAGAACAAACUCGACCUUGCAAGAAUUCGAGCGAGGAAUGGACAUGUUGGAACAAUGCAAAACCUUAAAGUGCUCGUUCGCCAUCGAUGGAGACGAAUGCGAAAAAUUCAAGGAAUCGGUAUACACAGAAAAAGCCAUAGCUAUUUUCAUUAACGUAAACAUCGGAAAUUCGACGAAUAACGAAGAAACCGCACGAAUGAAGAACGUUCAGGUGAAGCGAAAGUGGGCAUGGCUGCGAGACGCGCGUGGAAAGUUUCUUGCCACACUACCUUACGACUUCGAUAUUCUUUCCCUCUCCACUUUGAAAAAGGAUGUGUAUAGUAGAACUUUGGAAUUUACUACGACGCCUCAGUACUGCUUUGCAAACAUUUCUCAAACUUGUCUACGCAGUUUUACUGCGACAGCCAUCUUUGAUUGUCUUGGAGGCACUUAUGGCAGCCUCUGUGUGAGAUCAAAAGAAUAUCACUGUUGUAAAAAAAAAGAAAACGGUUAUGUUUGUGAUAAACUCCUAAAAGACAAUCAGUGGAUUAAAAUUGCUAUAAGGUUUCUCUGGGCUUGCUCAAUUGGAUUUGGCCUGUUUGCACCUCUUUUGUUAAAGUAUUUUCCAAAAGAGUUUAAAAAGAGACCUAGAAUAAGGCCAGCGAGGUCAUUGUUCACUAGAAGUGAAUCAGUGUAUACAAAUAAUGAAACCCUAUCAGUGGACACAAUGACAUUGGGUGAGCGUCCACUGAUGUUUGCUCUUGAUGAUGGAAUGUUAGAUUUACUACGCACUAAAACGGAGUCAUUGGUUUUCUCAAGAUUGAGUCGUUGUCUUUUUGUCAUCUUGCUGAGUUCUCUGCCUUUGCUACAAGGUUUUAUAUACACGUACUUAAAGAAGGACGAUGUGGGAGCUCCCACUGGAAAAUUUCUUGGUGUUGGAGAUGCAUUUAUCACUUUGAUGGAAUCAGAUGAACGAAUUAAACUGAGUGCUGCAUAUGGUUUUUGCAUCAUGUUAACAUGCAUUACAGUUGCAAUCCCUAGAACCUUGUCUGAUUGUGCAAGGCGGCUCUCUGGGAGGAGAGAUGAGCGCACAUUCCUUGGAUUCAAGAAACCCGAUGAGAUCAUCAGUAUCUCAGACAAGAGAGGGUUCCAGCUGAUGUACGAGAACAUGGUCUUUCAUCUAUACUGUCUACUUAAAUUAAAAUUUUGGAAGUUUGUGCUCCUGGUGAUGAUCUAUCCCUUACUAAAACUCUGCAACAUUGAUGUCUUUGAUGAAGACCUUGCAGAGUCAGAUGAAAAUGUUGAACAAUCAGAUGAGGAAGAAAACUGUCAACUGUGCUCCAAAAUUUGUAAGGUAGUGCUAACACUGCUCUUGUUUCCAUUUUGGGCAGUCACUAUCGCCACAGCUUUCUUCCUGUAUAUUUUUCCAGUUACUUAUGUUGGUUUUCGCAUCUGGAAAAUGCUGUUCCGAAUUGAAAUAGAAUCGCCAUGCUGCCAGUACAUCCCUGCAUGUGUGAGAAUAACAACUUUUCCAGUUUUGUACAUCCUGUUUAUAGUGUUUUGCAUGUGUGUGGAAGCAUCUUAUUACAUGUUAGCAGUCGUCCUGACAUUGAACAUCAUGGUUCUGGGAAGCAUUAUUGGAUUUACAAUAAUUGGACUUCUCUUUAACAUUGAAUUUUAUUUCCCUUACAUUGUUCUCAGCUUGUGGGUUAUUGUAUACAUUCUCAGAGGAACGCACAAAUAUUAUGCUCAAUUUACCAACCUUAAGACUAUUGUUUUUGAAGAGUGUGAAAAAUUUGACGAAGAGACUAGGAAGGAAGCCAGCAUCCGUGAAACUUUUAGUGGUGCACCUCCCGAGAGAAGAUCCCCGUCACUUUCUUCCCCUCCAAGGAACAAGUCAACUUCAGCAGACUUCCUUAUCACAUUUGAUGGUUAUGGUGUUCCCAGCAUCCCACUGGAUAUUUUCCUCGCAUCCUCUCGUAAACUAAUGCCUUUCAAGCGUAUUAUACUGGCCAAAAUUUUUAAGGUGAUUGCACUGGGAAGUUACCUUGUAGUGAUAUUCUUGUUUGUGAUGUCACUGAUGGAAUUUAAAGCUGUGAAUCCCAUAGUUCAAGGACUGGCACUGUUAUUUCUUGGUGGACUGCCCCUGUUGACUCAGCAAAGCCCACAUCACAAAAUAGAGGCUGAAGAAAUCAGAGAAAGGUUUUAUGUCAAGGAUUUCUUGAAACAGUACACAAAGAGGGAUUUGUAAGUUUUCCUUACGUAAUUUGCAGUAGAGCAACUUUUGAUUGUUUUAAUGAACACCAAGAUUUAAAUAUCAAUUUUCUGUUCUGUUUCCAAACUUUUUUUAAAUUGCCUGUUAAUUUUGAGAAUUGGCUGGAAAAUUAAAUACUAAAAAUUCUCACCUAGUUGAUAUUUCUCUUUCUUCUCAUUUCCUUUCUACUUGAAAAUGGCCUCGUAGUAUUAUUAGGAGAAAUUCCAUUUUUUGUCACCCCAGGAGGGUGACAGGGUGAAAUAAGUAGCAAGUAAUGUGAUACUUCAUUGCAUUUCUCUGUAAUUUUUUUCCAGGAAACUUUGAGAUUAACAGAGAUUAAACAAUUGUGACUUGCGUGUUUGCUCCCAUUUUUCUGGUUUUCACAGAGUUUCCUGUGUUUACGCUGAGUUUUCAUUGGCUCCCUGUGAUAUUUUUGUUUUAACCCUUUCACUCCUAAUAUCUAAGUAGUAAUUCUCUUGCUGUCUGUCAUAAUAUUCUUGUGGUAUUUGUGUGGAGAAUUUAGUAUUGGAUCAACCAAUAAUCCCCUCAUUGAUAUUUUUCUCUAUUCUCUACUGAGCUCAAAAUUGACUAUCUUUCUCAUUCUAUUUGUAAUAAUAAACAGUUCUUACUUUGAUUAAAAGAUGAUCUCCUGUUCAUGACUCGCAAAAUCUUAUCCACACCUUUCCAAAACUAUAAACUAGAAUCAAUUUGCUUAAGCUAGCUUUGUUAUAAUACUGUUUUUACACUAACCUGCUACAUGAGAAAAUUCUGCACAAACAAUUACCUUUGAAAUCACACCCACAGAGUUGUAGUGAAGAGCACUGUGUCAGUGAAAUGUCCUCUAAUUAUUGUUAGAAACUUAUUUGUUUCUCCUUUCCCAACCUUAUCGAUGAAAGAAUGGAAAGAGAGAUCUAAAAAGAAUUGUGGUUGAAAAUUAAGUAGUCUUCAGCCAAGUUUGAGCACAAACGUAGUGCAUGUUUCGCAUUAGUGCAUAGUUUCUGGAACUUAGAUGUGGCCUAUGUUGUGUAAAGGUUAUUCAGUAUUCAUAGGUUAUGAAUAUUAAUUCUUCCAUGUUAACUCUGUUAAUUCAAAUAAAAAGCCUAGGUAAGAAAAAAUAAACAGGGGUGGAUCUGGGGGAGGUGCAAGGAAUGGGUGCCACCCUCUUUCCUGAAAUGACCUCCAGCUUCCUGUUAUAACUUCGCAGUCGGCAACAUUAUACAAAAUCUGAUGUAUUGUUUGCUAUGUAACCUCAGCAGUUCACAUUAUUCCCAAGUCUUCACUCUUAAAAUCUGUUUGCAUCACCUGUCAGUUAUGUCACUCCUUAAAGGUUCACCCGCUCCUA